Ceratosolen solmsi marchali is the source of this 1894-nucleotide messenger RNA. RefSeq lists its product as uncharacterized. Lineage: Eukaryota; Metazoa; Arthropoda; Insecta; Hymenoptera; Agaonidae. The transcript is spliced from 5 exons. Gene Ontology annotation, molecular function: protein binding. The record is from RefSeq and is a predicted model, not a curated record. Bases 106 to 1566 code for a protein of 486 amino acids.
GUCGAGGCUAUUGGCGCACAGAGUGCUUGAGCCGAAGGAUCGAAGUGAUUGUUCACUUUAAAGAAGAAAGACAAACCAUACGAGAGUCCAUCUCGGGAUGCGGUGAUGGCGCUUCUCUACAGAUUCGCUCAGCUGCCCGACCGCAGCGGCACGCGAGUCUUCUCGUUCGUCGUCACCAGGAGCGUCGUACGCGACCCGGAACGCGACGUCACUAGCAAGGAGCUCGUCUGCGGAUUCCAGAAAUGGGCUGUCGCAUUCUCAAGGGGCGACAAGGUAUUGGGGGUCUACCUGGUCUGGCGGGGCGCGGCACCGGGUCUACGAGUUUACGUCGACUUCACCUUCACGCUCCUCAAUCGCGAGCACUUCUCCGUGAACGAGGGAUUCAGCGGCAAACGCGUGAAAUUCACGUACGAGGCGCCGGCCCAGGGAAAUCGCAACUAUAUAUCCGUCUCCGACCUCUACAGUAGAAACUUCGCCGACCCCAAUGGCGAAUUCCAGCUCGAGCUCUCGAUGACCAACGUCCGGACCGUAUUUACCAGCGAGGUUCGUCUACCCUCGAGUGUGUUCACGGCUGGCCAACCGAAGCCGAGCAAAUUGGAGACGAGCUACUUCACGUUCGGCGGCUUCGACUGGAACCUCGUGGUCUACCCGACGGGCAACAAGGAGACCGAGGGCCGCUCCCAGGAUGGCCGGAUGAGCGUGUACCUGGUGCGGCUGACGGGCUUCGACCAUCGAUGCCGCGUCCGUUACAUCGUGAGUCUGGGUGAGGGUGAUCGUAGAGUGGAGUCGGGGCCAAUCGAGGACCUCUCCGACGCCGACGGCCGCGGCUUCGGCUGGCAGCCCCGUGUGCGCUGGUCCGAUGUCGCGCACAAGGGCGUCCUUAGGGUCUCUCUCGAGAUGCUCGAGGCCCGCACGAUAUCCGAGGUCUCGGUCCAGGCGCUCGGUCCCGGCGUCUUACCCGCGACUCCCUGCUACGACAGGGACAAGCAGGCCUGGGCCAUCAGGGCCGACCUACACUCCGACACCGUCAGGUUACAUCUCAUUUACAAGGAUAUACACAACGUGCCGAGAAACCACCUCAGGUACGUAAGCUGGACGGCAUAUUUGAUCCGUGGCGAGGAGCCUGACUCGGAGAUCGUGAGCCUUCCGGGGGCCCCGUUCAGCCGCUAUUACGCCCAGGAACCGGCGGACGAGGGCAUCAUAAUGGAGACGUCGAUCGGCGUGAACGAGGUGAAGGACGAGAGCUGCCCGUUCGUGACGGAGAAGGGCCAAAUCCGAGUACGCCUCGAGUGGAACGAGUCCCACCUCCUCUUCCAAGCGACCUACCACAAGUACGACGACGUCUGUCGCAUUCACAACCAGCAGAUGCGACGCGAGAUCGCGGCCCUACAAGCCGAGAAUUAUAGUCUUGAGCGGCAGUUGUUCAGCUAUCAGAAGAGCCUCGCCUACGCUCAGGCGCAGCAGCAACAAACGUCACAGCCGCCGCACCAGCAGCAAAAUCAACAACCGAGUCACCGCGAAAUUGGCCUCGAGAGAUCCGUAUCGACGGACACGGAGUACGCCUGACGAGUGGAUCGUCUCAUCGGACGUGCCCCGGGUCGCCGGCAACUACCCUGCAGUCCCCAGCAGGUGUCGAGCAUGCUGAUGGCUCAGAGCGAUCCUCUCGUUCACGAGCACCUUGUCAACAUGAUGGACCGCAGGCUGAGUAACGUCCAGCAGCAUCUUAUGCGCUCCUCGCGAUCCAAUUCGACCCAUAGCCGCGCAAGCUCACUAGGACUGGUCGAGGAUAUCGGGUGCCCUACCAGCAUCGUCCGGCAGCCGCUGAGUCAACUGCAUAAUCAUCAUCAUCGCCAUCCUAAUAGCCAUCAUCAACUGCAGCAGCAGAAGCAGCAGA